Anopheles marshallii is the source of this 1428-nucleotide messenger RNA. Its product is annotated as proton-coupled amino acid transporter-like protein CG1139. The record is from RefSeq and is a predicted model, not a curated record. Gene Ontology annotation, molecular function: amino acid transmembrane transporter activity. Gene Ontology annotation, biological process: amino acid transmembrane transport. NCBI's taxonomy places the organism in Eukaryota, Metazoa, Arthropoda, Insecta, Diptera, Culicidae. Gene Ontology annotation, cellular component: vacuolar membrane. The transcript has 7 exons. The coding region runs from base 1 to 1428 and encodes 475 amino acids.
AUGACGGUUGAUAAAGGCCACACCAAUACCGCGUUCGUCGGAGACGAAGCAAUCAAUGGCAAGAAACCACCCCAGGCGAAGACUAUCGAUCCCAACAUGUACACGUUGGAGAUCCAGGAGAAGAAACCCGGACUCGAGACGGAGUACGAUCCGUACCAGCAUCGACACGUUGAGCAUCCGACGACAAACAAUGAGACUCUGAUUCAUCUGCUAAAGGGUUCCCUCGGUACGGGCAUCCUUGCCAUGCCGAACGCCUUCCAUCAUGCCGGCUGGACAGUUGGUGUGGUCGGUACGUUGCUGAUUGGGUUACUCUGUACCUACUGUAUACACCUGCUGAUUAAAGCAGAACACGAGCUGUGCAAGCGGAAACGAGUGCCGAGCCUGAACUAUCCGGCGGUUACGCAGACUGCACUGCUUGAAGGACCGGAAGCGCUUAAACCUUUAUCCAAAGUUAUAAUACAUAUAGUAAACGUGUUUCUGCUCAUCUACCAGCUCGGUACUUGCUGCGUGUACGUUGUAUUUGUGUCGUCUAACAUUAAGGCCAUUGCUGACUACUACACCGAGACAGAUACCGAUGUGCGGCUGUACAUGCUGAUCAUUCUUCUGCCACUCAUCCUGAUCAACUGGGUUAGGAAUCUGAAAUUCUUGGCACCAUUCUCGACGGUAGCUAAUUUUGUGACGCUUGUCUCGUUCGGCAUCAUCCUGUACUACAUCUUCCGCGAGCCCAUCUCGUUCGAGAAUCGCGACAAAGUCGGCACAAUGAGCGGUUUCGCGCUCUUCUUCGGCACAGUGCUGUUCGCUUUGGAAGCAAUCGGUGUGAUCCUGCCAUUGGAGAAUGAGAUGAAAAAUCCGAAAAAGUUCGGUGGUAGUUUCGGUGUGCUGAACAAAGCUAUGAUCCUGAUCGUCACAUUGUAUAUUGGUAUGGGCUUUUUUGGAUAUCUGAACUACGGUUCAGCUAUAAAGGGAUCGAUUACGUUGAAUCUGCCUGAGGAAGAAAUCUUGGCACAGUGCGUUAAGGGAAUGUUAGCCUUCGCCAUCUACAUCACCCAUGGACUGGCGUGUUACGUAGCGAUUGAUAUUACCUGGAACGACUAUUUGAAGAAGAAUUUGGGUGAUUCUCCACGAAGCAUCUUUUAUGAGUACAUCGCACGAACGGUGCUAGUGUUAAUCACAUUCCUGCUGGCAGUAGCCAUUCCCAAUCUGGAACUCUUCAUUUCACUGUUCGGAGCACUUUGCCUUUCUGCCCUGGGCAUUGCAUUCCCUGCAUUGAUACAAACCUGCACGUACUGGCACCAUCGGCAGGGUAUGGCAAAGGUGUGGAUGGUUGUGAAGAACAGCGUUAUUGGUGUGGUAGCCAUACUGGGGCUGGUGAUCGGUACCUCGACCAGCAUGAUCGAAAUCAUUCACACCUUCGGGCAUGACGAUUGA